CUGAGCAUGCACGGCUGCCGGCGCAUGUGCGGCUGAGGCAAAGGCUGCAGAGGACGGCGGGGCCCUGCGCCUCCCGGGCCGUGUUUGUAGGGUCAGGCUGGGAACGGAGCGCUCCGGCUGCCCAGGCAUGAUGGAGCAGCUGGGGAAGCGGUCGGGGCCGGCAGCUCGGCUGGACGCCAUCCUCCGACACCUCUCCCCGUGCCUGGGAGCGGCCCCUGCUCUUACAAGUGUUCCUACUUCAGCACAAGUUACUGCUGUUCAUCACCCAGGGAAGUUUCGCUAUACCCUGGACAACAAUGUCCUCACCACAGAACAAAGGCAGUUCUACGAAGACAAUGGGUAUCUGCUCAUUAAGAAGCUUGUUUCGGACGAAGACAUUGAGCGCUUCAGGAAGGAGUUUGUGAGAAUCUGUAAAAAAGAGGUGAAUCUACCAGGAGCUAUGAUUAUGAAAGACGAGUCCCUGAGAUCCCAGUAUGGUCAGUCUGAAAAAGUAGUCAAUAAAAUCCAGGACUUCCAGGAAGAUGAAGAGUUGUUCAGAUACUGUACUCUGCCGGAGGUCCUCAAAUAUGUUGAGUGCUUCACAGGGCCAAACAUCAUGGCAAUGCACACCAUGCUGAUAAAUAAACUUCCAGAUUCGGAUCAACAGACUUUUCUCCACCCCAUGCAUCAGGACUUGCACUAUUUCCCCUUCCGGCCUGCGGACCGCAUCGUGUGCUCCUGGACUGCCAUGGAGAGGGCCGACCUGGACAACGGCUGCCUGGUUGUGCAGCCGGGGACACACGAGCAGCCUCUGAAGCCUCAUGCCUACCCAAAGUGGGAGUAUAAAACCAACAAACUUUUCCAUGGGCUGCUUGAUGAGGAUGAGAAGAGUCCCAGGGUUCACCUUGUCAUGGAGAAGGGAGACACAGUGUUCUUCCAUCCCCUGCUUAUCCAUGGCUCUGGGAUAAACAAGACAUCGGGUUUUCGAAAGAGUAUAAGCUGUCACUUCGCCAGCUCAGAGUGCUACUACAUCGAUGUCAAGAACACGACUCAAGAGCACCUAGAGAAAGAGAUAGUAGAAGUGGCUUGCAAGAAAUACGACAUGAAUUCUGUGGAACUCAGGGAUAUUUGGAACUUCCGAGCACGUCUGGUGCAAGGGGAAAGAAUUAACCUGUAGAACAACCUCUGAAGAGCAGAACGGAAAACAAGUGCCUGAGGAUGAGCUUCUCUGAUCAGAGUGCAGACCCUGCCUUGGCAGGCAGAAUUAUGUGUGCUUUCUUGACCUCUGUAUUGGUAUUUUAGCCAAAUGCUGCAUAGCAAAAUCAUUUUAUGCUAAUACAAAAUAAUUGCACUGAGGUUGAACAGCUAAUGUACAACAAAGAAAACCUAACCUAGAAAAACAGAGAUUUGCUGUGGUUAUCUUAGACAAUCAAAGAUUAAGGUCUUGAAAGAGCAUCUUGAUUUUCUUGAUGUUUUAAUUCUUGUCUUUUAGAAGUUUCUCACAUGACGUACCUUUAGAAUGAUGGCAAGUAACAUAAGAUUUUAUGCAAGAAUUUAUGCAAGGGUAUGUU
Athene cunicularia (burrowing owl) is the source of this 1550-nucleotide messenger RNA. RefSeq names its product phytanoyl-CoA 2-hydroxylase (gene PHYH). NCBI's taxonomy places the organism in Eukaryota, Metazoa, Chordata, Aves, Strigiformes, Strigidae. The record is from RefSeq and is a predicted model, not a curated record. The coding region runs from base 128 to 1156 and encodes 342 amino acids. Gene Ontology annotation, molecular function: phytanoyl-CoA dioxygenase activity. The transcript is spliced from 9 exons. Gene Ontology annotation, biological process: fatty acid alpha-oxidation.